GCCUGUGGCAAAGGUUUGGAGAAGCCGUGGCUCAGGAGACAUUGGAUUUAACCUGUAGAAAAGCCCCGUGCUUUGUGAAAUUCUCAGAGAUGGAAAAAAUGGCAAACAUUCGAGCUGAAAUCAAUGAGAAGAAACUGAAAACUGAAAUUCUGCAGUUGGAAAAGGAGACAGCAGACAUUGCUCACCCUUUUUACUUAGGCAAAAAAUGCGAGAUUUUGCAAGAUAUGAACAGACACUUGGAAGCUGUACUGAAAGAGAAGAGGGCUCUUAGGAAGAGGUUGAUAAAGCCCAGAUGUCAAGAGAGCCUGCCUAUUGAGGCUACUUUCCACAAGUAUGUAGUAGACUUGUUGACUGAGGCUGUGACUUUCAUUGAGAAGCUUGAAAGCCAUUUACAGACCGUAAGAAGUAUCCCUCAGAUACCGAACAUCAUGAAGAAUAUGGACACUGCUUUGACAAAAACAGAGGUGCUCGUGAUGGAGUUGGAGGAGCUGGCAGAGCAAAUAUUGAAAUGGAGAGAGCUGCAAAUAGAAGUGUAUUCUGACAGCAUCUGCAAUACUGCUGAAUUGGACUUUGGCUUAUCUUUAACCUAACGAAUCAUUUUCCUCAAAUAGGAUGGCUGUUCAAAGAACUACCUUUUUACAGUCUCAGGUGAAAACUACAACAUAGUUGUGCUUUAAUCCAACGGGGACUUUGUAGGUAGUUAUAUUUCUGUUCUUAUGUAACAGUUCUCCAACUAUUAAAAAACAAAACAUAAAACAACGAGGACAAUGAGCAGUAGCUCAUAGGAAGACAGACUACUGAGAAGACCGUUGAGGAGUUCCUUUUCGAAAUAGUUGGACAGGAUUCCCUUGGAGCCUGUAUCAUCAAUGCAAAUUUGUUUUGAUAUUGCUUAUGCACUUGCUAUAGUGUCUCUAUUCAUUUUUGUAAGCAUCUUGAUAAAACACUGUAUUUUGUAUGUCACUGUAAAACUUCAAUAAAAGCACUAGAUUUCAA
Molecule: messenger RNA, 993 nt
Organism: Pygoscelis adeliae (Adelie penguin)
Lineage: Eukaryota; Metazoa; Chordata; Aves; Sphenisciformes; Spheniscidae
Gene: HAUS2
Product: HAUS augmin-like complex, subunit 2
Exons: 6
Coding region: 90-590 (166 amino acids)
Biological process (GO): microtubule nucleation; centrosome cycle; spindle assembly
Cellular component (GO): centrosome; mitotic spindle microtubule; HAUS complex
Source: RefSeq, a predicted model, not a curated record